AUGAGUGAAAUGACAAUCUUAACUUUAUCAUUUAACGCACAGAGUUUAAAAUUUCAAGAUGAUGUCUCUAUUGGUGGCAAAAUAACAGCGAAUGUAAAGUUCUUGAGUUUUAAGGAACAAAAAAUAUUUGAACCAGUUGUUCCUUCUUCGAAUCCAAUGUUCUUAUAUACUGGUAGAUCGUUUACGUUUGGUAUUAGUCGUUACACGAAAUCUGAAUUGUAUAAGGAGUUCAUCUUGUACGUAAAUUUACAUCAAACUGACCCGGAUAAAAUGUUGUCAGAAUCUGUGGUAGAUAUCACUAACAUUUUCCGUGAUAUUUACUGUAACGACCCUACACCCGAUAAUUCUCAAACCCAGGUGAAAACCAUUGUACGAUUCAAUGAUGAUACGGGUAAACUUAUAGCCACGUUGGACGCUAUCAUUGGUAUAAUUCCACCUGUAACGAACCUUGUCUCUGACUUGCCUAUAGAUGUAGACAUUAAUAAUCAGUUCAUUAAUACAACAACUGACUGUCAAACGUGUCCAAAAGUAUCAGAUAUUAAAUGUCCCGAUGAUACCGAGCAUAGCGAUGAUGGUGAAUGGGAUAUGAUGAGCGCGGAACUAAAAAAUGGUCAUUCAAUUGCUAUAAAAUAUAAAAGGAAAUAUUAUUCAUUUCAACCAACGGAACCCGAUGAACAAUGUGAAGUAGAAGAAGACCCCACUACUAAAAGCGAAGAAAAAUUAAAUUCUCAUAUGCUCGAAUUGCUCUCAGAUAUGCAUAAACUAAUAUCAGAAAAUCCAAAAUCCAAAAAACCAGAAUUAAAAUAA
Molecule: messenger RNA, 807 nt
Organism: Metopolophium dirhodum (rose-grain aphid)
Lineage: Eukaryota; Metazoa; Arthropoda; Insecta; Hemiptera; Aphididae
Exons: 2
Coding region: 1-807 (268 amino acids)
Source: RefSeq, a predicted model, not a curated record